Molecule: messenger RNA, 706 nt
Organism: Oryza brachyantha (malo sina)
Lineage: Eukaryota; Viridiplantae; Streptophyta; Magnoliopsida; Poales; Poaceae
Product: 60S ribosomal protein L27a-3-like
Exons: 1
Coding region: 55-495 (146 amino acids)
Biological process (GO): translation
Cellular component (GO): ribosome; cytosolic large ribosomal subunit
Molecular function (GO): structural constituent of ribosome
Source: RefSeq, a predicted model, not a curated record
CUUCGCUGCCGCCCCCGCCUCCGCCGGAACGCUCGCCGCCGCCGCCGCUACGCCAUGACGACGCGGUUCAAGAAGAACCGGAAGAAGCGCGGCCACGUGUCGGCCGGGCACGGGCGCAUCGGGAAGCACCGGAAGCACCCCGGAGGUCGCGGGAACGCCGGAGGCAUGCACCACCACCGGAUCCUCUUCGACAAGUACCACCCGGGCUACUUCGGCAAGGUCGGCAUGCGCUACUUCCACAGGCUCCGCAACAAGUUCCACUGCCCCGCCGUCAACGUCGAGCGCCUCUGGUCAAUGGUGCCCGCUGACAAGGCCGCCGAGGCCGGCGCCGACAGGGCGCCCGUCCUCGACGUCUCGCAGUUCGGCUACUUCAAGGUGCUCGGCAAGGGGAUGCUGCCGCCCGAGAGGCCCAUCGUCGUCAAGGCCAAGCUCAUCUCCAAGGUCGCCGAGAAGAAGAUCAAGGCCGCCGGUGGUGCCGUCCUCCUCACCGCCUAGGUGCUCCUCUCUGCGGAGGUUUCGCGCUAGUUUCUUUGUCAUCCCUGUGUGUUGGAUCAAAAAGACUCGAUUUAGCUUGUUCUGCUUUGCUUUUUUUUUUGCCAUGGAUGUUACUGUAUGGUAUGACUACUUUGAUCUGUGGUGGCAAUUCAGGAGUUUUGAAUUAACAUGAUCAUGCACCUGGUUUAUAUCAAAUUUUAUAUGUGCCUCA